AUGGCUAGAGAUAGAGGUCGAGGUCGCAGAAGCACAGGGCAUGGAGGCAAGUCUGCAGUUACUGCAAACAUACCUAUUGUUCCCACUCCUACUAUUUUUAGUCCUCAAGAUGAUGGUAUAGGUGGUCAAAAUUAUACAAAUCAAGUUCAGCCAUUGAUUUCUCAAAUUACAUCAACGGUUCGAACUUAUGGUGAUGGUAGAAACCAUACAACACCUGAGUCAUCUCCCACUGCUCCAAAUCAAAUCAACAUAAUAGCUGAAGUUGCGCCUCAAGCAGUUGGUGGCAUAGGUGCUCCAAAUUCUAAUUAUGGUAGUAACCCUACAACACCUGAAUUAUCUCCUACUACUCUAAAUCAGAGCAACCCAACAGUUGUAGAUUGCAACCUUCUAAAGCAUGCUCCAACAGCAUACACGAGUCUUUCAAAAGUGAACUUGAUCACAAUGGAGUCAAUUGGAAAGAAAUACUUCUAUUGGGAGUCUUCCAUUAGUAAAGCUGCAGUAAAGAAACAGUGGCAGAUUAAGGCAGCAACUGUGUAUAGAAAUUUCAUUGCUAAAAUCAAAGAGAAAGGGAUUAGGCAUGAUUUUACACAUGAAGAUGUCUGGGAAAGCUGGCAGCAACUUUGGGCAGAUCCUAAGUCAUAUUACCAAGCUACCGAAGGAGAAAAGAAGCGAAGAGUAUUUGGUCUUGGAUCUGAAGCAAAAGGCUACUACGGGCAAACUCUUUGUAUUUCUUGUGGAAAGACUUUAUCUUCAGCUUCACAUAAAUCGGUACCAGCUGCAGAUUAUGAUUUGGAUGAGUUUGUGAAGCGAUUGAUUUCCGCACUUAAAAAUCAACUUAUUCCUAUUGUCUUUGAGGAGGUACAGAAGUUGGUUUCUUCACGAUCAGUUGUGACACCUCCGGCUACUACUUUGGACGAUUUUGAUUCCUUAGAUGAUGAUUGCAAUGAUCUUGAUCAGUUGUGA
Molecule: messenger RNA, 963 nt
Organism: Capsicum annuum
Lineage: Eukaryota; Viridiplantae; Streptophyta; Magnoliopsida; Solanales; Solanaceae
Exons: 5
Coding region: 1-963 (320 amino acids)
Source: RefSeq, a predicted model, not a curated record